Molecule: messenger RNA, 630 nt
Organism: Eremothecium sinecaudum
Lineage: Eukaryota; Fungi; Ascomycota; Saccharomycetes; Saccharomycetales; Saccharomycetaceae
Gene: NCE103
Product: carbonate dehydratase NCE103
Exons: 1
Coding region: 1-630 (209 amino acids)
Biological process (GO): cellular response to oxidative stress; cellular response to carbon dioxide; carbon utilization
Cellular component (GO): cytoplasm
Molecular function (GO): zinc ion binding; carbonate dehydratase activity
Source: RefSeq, a predicted model, not a curated record
AUGCAACUACCCGUUUUAACGUCAACUCUCUCCAACUCGUCUACUCUUGAGGAUAUUUUAAACUCGAACGCAAGAUGGAGAGAAGGCGUUAAUGGCCAGUUUCCAGACCUCUUUGAGGUUAAUGGAAAGGGUCAAUCCCCACAUACUUUGUUUAUUGGAUGUGCUGAUUCUCGCUAUAACGAGAAUUGCUUGGGUGUGCUUCCUGGAGAAGUUUUUACAUACAAGAAUAUCGCGAAUGUUGUUAAUCUUAAGGAUGUAGGGUUUCUGGCUGUCAUAGAAUUCGCAAUUAACGUGCUGAAGGUCAGCAGAAUUAUUAUUUGCGGUCACACCGACUGUGGUGGUAUCAAGGCAGGAAUUGUUGAUGAAUUCCCAAGCGAUUGUGGUCAUUUGCGAGAGUAUUUACAGGAAACCAGGGAUAUUUAUGAACAAUAUAGAGUAGAAGUUGAGAAUAUGAACCUUCAAAAUAAAGUACAGCAACUGGCGUCCUUCAAUGUUGAGAAACAAUACCAAAGGUUAUUACAAAAUGAUACAGUUAGGCAAGCGGUGAAAAGUGGUCAACUUGAAGUCUAUCCCCUAAUUUAUGAUGUCGGAACUGGAUUCUUAGAGGUUGUCAGUGUAGGCGGAAAUUAG